ACUAGUAAAUGAUUUACUUGUUGAUCCACACCAGACAAUAGUUUCAGAGACUUCAGAGACAGAAAAGUAUUAGUGAACUGAGCUCAGAAUGAGAGUUCCUGUAAAACUCAUCGGCUUCGGCUUUUGGUUGUUUUUCUUAAAUUGUGCCCGAUGUCAAGAAUGUCUUCGAGAGAACAUUAUAUAUGAAAACACAGAACCAGUUGAGAAAGCUUCAUACGCUGAUGGUGAAAGAGUGAAAUUGAACUGCAGGACAGGUUAUACUGGCUUUUAUAGAUUAAAAUGUGAAAAAGGAGAAUGGAAAAAAUCCAUUGAGCGACCAUGUGCAAAAAAACAAUGUAGUCAUCCAGGCGACACACCAAAUGGUGAUUUUGAACUUAAAGGGGGUACAGAGUUUGUUUUUGGAGUAACAGUGGUGUAUAAGUGCAACAAAGGGUAUGAAAUGACAAGCAGAAUCAAUCAUCGUAGCUGCAGAGCUCAAGGAUGGGACAACGCUGUCCCUGUCUGUGAGGGUACGAUUUACGAAAUGGUGAAAUGUCCAGCCAUCCGCACAGAUGAGGGGGUGACUGCGUCAGGUAACACAGAGGAGGGAAGUUAUGGUGAUGUUAUUCGCUUCGAGUGUGUAUCUUCUGACAAAAUGAUAAACGGAAGUAGUGAAAUUCACUGCGAAGAGACGGGAAAAUGGAGUGAUGUUGUUCCAAAGUGCAAAGACAUAACAUGUACAGCACCUGUCAUACCAAAUGGAUAUGCUGUUGAUUCACAGCCAGAAUACAAGAAAGAUGCCCCAUUAAACUACAAAUGCUAUAAAACAUUCAAGCCCAGAGAGGGAAUCCCCAAAUGUGCUGAAUUUGGCUGGACUGUGAAACCAGAAUGUGAUGAAGUAAACUGUGUGCUGAAGUCAACAACAUAUGGAGUAAAAAUGAUCAUCCCACAUGGAAAAACUAUUUUUGGAGCUAGAGAAAUCGUGGAGAUCACCUGCUCUGAAAAAUACUGGUUCUUUGGUACAAAAGAAACCAAAGAAACAUUUACAUGCAAAGAUAAUGGAGAGUGGGACAAUGAGCCUGUUUGUGCAGAGAUUACAUGUGACGAUCCACGUGACCAGCUUGUGUAUAGACCAUACUUCUGGAGAACAAUGAAAUUAGGAGAAAAACAAUCUUACAUUUGUGUGUAUGGUUAUAGUCAAACAGCAGCAGAAGCCACAUGUACACGAGACGGAUGGACACCAAAUCCACUGUGUACUGAAAUAGUGUGUGCAGCACCCAACAUCCCAAAUGCACAGACUGUGGGAUUUCAGAGACCAAACUAUAGAAUCAAUUCAAUAAUACGAUAUAAAUGUCAUCCUGGAUUUGAACCAGAGGAGCUUGUACAAAUCACCUGUGAUCGCGAGGGCCAGUGGAGAGGCAUACAGCAAUGCACUGAAAUCUGUGCAGCACCCAACAUCCCAAAUGCAGAGAUUGUGAGAGGUCAGAGACCAAACUAUAGAAUCAGUUCAAGAAUACAAUAUAAAUGUCAUCCUGGAUUUGAACCAGAGGAGCCUGUAGAAAUCACCUGUGAACCCGAGGGCCAGUGGAGAGGCAUACAGCAAUGCUUUAAAAUUUCAAAACUGUGCCGUGAAUCGUUCUUGGAAAAUGGGUUCAUAUACAUCGACCCCUCCAACAAGGAAGAAAUCUUUUACUCCUGCGACCCGGGUUAUAAACCAUUCUCUGGGAACUGGUGGGGUUCAGUGACAUGCAGAAAAGGAUCUCAGUUUGAAGAGGCUCGCUGCAUCCGGAAGGAGGAAUGUGGUGCUCUUCCCAGUGUUCACCAUGGAAAACUAACCCUUCUUGAUCCAGAAACUGCUGAUGUGAAAUGUGAUCCAGGGUUCAUGUCAACUAACCGCUCCAUAAAAUGCACCAAUGGUAGAUGGGAGAAACCAGUGUGUAAGGAAAUAGUGUGUGCAGCACCCAACAUUCCAUAUGCAGAGAUUGUGGGACUUCAGAGACCAAACUAUAGAAUCAAUUCAAGAAUACCAUAUAAAUGUAUUCCAGGAUUUGAACCAGAGGAGCUUGUACAAAUCACCUGUGAUCGCGAGGGCCAGUGGAGAGGCAUACAGCAAUGCACUGAAAUGUGUGCAACACCCACCAUCCCAAAUGCAGAGAUCAAGGGACCUCAGAGAUCAUACUAUAGAAUCUAUUCAAGAAUACAAUAUGACUGUCAUCAAGGAUUUGAACCAGAGGAGUCUGUACAAAUCACCUGUGAUCGCGAGGGCCAGUGGAGAGGCAUAAAGCAAUGCAUUGAAAUGUGUGCAGCACCCAACAUCACAAAUGCAGAGAUUGUGGGACGUCAGAGACCAAACUAUAGAAUCUAUUCAAGAAUACAAUAUAAAUGUCAUCCAGGAUUUGAACCAGAGGAGUCUGUACAAAUCACCUGUGAUCGCGAGGGCCAGUGGAGAGGCAUACAGCAGUGCUCUAGCUAAAGACAAGAAGUAUGAAAGGAGUAGAAGAAAGAAGCGCGCAUCCAGCAGAAGACAUCUCCAGUAACUCCACACCAUCUCCAGUCUGCUCAGUUUAGUUCCUGAGGCACAUCAGAAUUAAACUAAUCGUGUUCCUGUAAAAUUAUGGAUUUCAGAAUCUCCACCAGUUCUCAGCCGGAGGAUGACAGCUUCACCUUUCUGUGAUGUUUGGUGUAUGCUGAUGUUUUAAUGGGGAAUGUCUGAAUAAAUCAUCUCAAGAAA
This is a messenger RNA of Carassius gibelio (silver crucian carp), 2710 nucleotides long. Its product is annotated as complement factor H. The coding region runs from base 89 to 2452 and encodes 787 amino acids. Lineage: Eukaryota; Metazoa; Chordata; Actinopteri; Cypriniformes; Cyprinidae. The record is from RefSeq and is a predicted model, not a curated record. The transcript is spliced from 16 exons.